Molecule: messenger RNA, 1704 nt
Organism: Musca domestica (house fly)
Lineage: Eukaryota; Metazoa; Arthropoda; Insecta; Diptera; Muscidae
Product: palmitoyltransferase ZDHHC16
Exons: 7
Coding region: 343-1509 (388 amino acids)
Biological process (GO): protein palmitoylation
Cellular component (GO): Golgi apparatus
Molecular function (GO): palmitoyltransferase activity
Source: RefSeq, a predicted model, not a curated record
UGUUUUGAUUCUUGAUAUUUAUCUGUCAAUUUCUUUUCUUGUACUUUUCUAGCUAACAGUGCGUCUCUUGGAUAUACUCACUAGCCCACUAGGAGUUUCAGGGGUUUAGAAACAUUAUUGGUCACCCAUAACAAGUUAUGAUGACACUGUGAUGGAAACCACAUUACCAACUUCCCAACUUUUAAACAUCACUUUUGGAUUCUAGAGGUUCUGGAGGCUUUUUUGUAUUUUCACAGAGACUCAUCAAGGAACUAGUCAAUUAGAAAGUAAAUUAAGUGUAAUAAACCAAAUAUAUAAAAAACAUAAAGCCUGGUAGUAAAAUAAAUUAAAUAUAACUUGAAUAUGGGUCGAAUAAGUUGGAGAUUUCAUAAGAGAACUGAGGGAUUAGUAAAUUAUUUCCGUUUACGAUGGUCCUAUAUGAAACUGUGCUGGCAUUCGCUGACCCACAACAAUCACAUGAAUGCUUCCUAUGCCACAGAUGUGUGUAUGGAACCAGUGUUUUGGAUUGUCGAUAAUUAUACACAUCUAUUGGGACCGUUCUUUGUUGUUGGCGUUGCCUUAUUAACUACUGCCGUCGUUAGUAUUGCCUAUUGGAUAGGACUUCCAUUUUGGUGGGACAAAAGUCCAACUGCCACUGUUAUACUUUUAAUAAUUGGUAACUGGCUGUUACUGAAUGUGAUAUUUCAUUAUGUUAUGGCGGUCAUAACACCAGCCGGAGAACCACCAGAGGGUGCAUCUCUAAAGGAAGUUGUUGGCAUUUGCAAGAAAUGCAUAUCGCCAAAACCUCCACGAACACAUCAUUGUUCAGUUUGCAAUAAAUGUAUACUCAAAAUGGAUCACCAUUGUCCUUGGCUCAACAACUGUGUAGGUUAUGGUAAUCAUCGAUACUUUUUCCUUUAUAUGCUUUACACCACUCUUGGAUGUCUGUUCUUGAUUGUAUUUGGUAUUGAAAUUGGCUAUAAAUAUUUGUGGUUGGAUCAUGGUGAAAAUUGGACGGAGACCGAACCACUGGAGGGCCAACCGGUGAAAUUAAAUUUGAGUGGACACAUUAUACCGGUGACACAUCUAAAUGAAUACGAUGAAGAUUUACUUUUGCCCGCCCAACACAAUUUACCCACCCCGGCAGAAUUGUAUGAUGUGAAUAGUGCCCAUAUAGCCUCACGAAGACGGGCUCUAUGGUUUAUGGCAUUUAUGUGUGUGGCAGUGGUAAUAGCAUUGGGUACUCUCUGCAGCUGGCAUGCUAAACUAAUUACCCGUGGUGAAACAAGCAUUGAGGCUCAUAUAAAUCAAUCGGAACGCCGGCGGUAUCAGGCACAAAAUAAGAUAUACAUCAAUCCCUACAAUUUUGGUCCCAAAAAGAAUUGGCGUUUAUUUUUGGGCUUAGUAAGGGGACGUACAUUUUGGCGUACAGUACUUUUACCAUCUUGGCAUAAACCGGAAGGUGAUGGCUUGUCUUUUCACACAGUUCAUGAUUAUGAAUAUGCAAAGCAAAUUGAUGAAUGGCCAUAAAACAUAAAGCAAGGGAAGAUGUUUUUGCUUUUCUGCUUCUGCAAUAGGACUCAAAUUUACUUAAACCUAUUUAGACAUAAUUCAUUCCGACAUUUUGCAUUGUAAAUUUUUGUAAAGUUAUUUUUUAUUAUUAUCAACUUAACUUAUAUUAAGUUUAUGUCAAUGCAUUUAUAAACAAUCUAAGUCAUAUAUAAU